Messenger RNA from Tribolium castaneum (red flour beetle), 745 nucleotides. RefSeq lists its product as uncharacterized. The record is from RefSeq and is a predicted model, not a curated record. NCBI's taxonomy places the organism in Eukaryota, Metazoa, Arthropoda, Insecta, Coleoptera, Tenebrionidae. Bases 101 to 688 code for a protein of 195 amino acids. The transcript has 2 exons.
UUCCUUGUCUGUUGUCCAAUUAGUUAAAAUGUCACCAAAUCUGUCGUUUAAAGUGCCAAAUUGACGGUGAAAAGUCAGUCUAAAUUUUUGUGUGUGCAAAAUGGACGAGAAAAAACGUACAAUGAGAGGCAUCCCUCUCGACAAACAACGCGUUUGGAGUUAUUUCAUCGAAAUCGAGGAAAAACUCCGCUUGAAAUGGUUCAAAAAAAACGAAGCCCGUUUGGACGAAAUCGCCAAUAAAGUCCACCUGAGACAAGUCCCUGACGAAGUCAAAGAAGAGCUCAAAGAACGCAUGAACAACUACUUCAAAACCAUCGAAAAACGACACACUGUGGUGCACGAUAAUGCACCUCCUCUUGUUGAGGAAGCAGCUCUUCAUAGCAUCAUGCGACCUGUCGAUAAACAAGUCAAGGAUUUGCUGUAUGCAAGUUCGAUAAAUCAGGGACGAAAGGCUUAUUUACAAGAACGCUACAAGAUAAUACCGGAAAAACGAUAUUAUUUUCCUGAAACGACCAGUUUUCAGUACGGAUGGAAUAUGUAUGAGUUUAGUAAAAAUAUAAGAGGGAGUCCGUUUGCCAGACAACAGAUUAUUAAGGAGUCGUUUUAUCGGAGGAGGGGGGUGGCUCAGGACCCAGAAUGGUACAAAGAACCGGCCAAACUCAGUCCGCAAGUUUGUGGAAGGAUUUAGGGAAAAAGUGGGUGUUUUGUGUUGUUUUGGUGUUAAUAAAAAAUAAUUGCUAAAAUU